AUGGAUGACUUUUCACAUUUAAAUGUCUUCGAACCACUCGAUACUAAUUCCUUAUCCAUAAUAUCAACAGCAUCGUCUAAUAAUAAUACGAAUACACGAUGCCAAACAGGGCAGAAUGGGAGCUUCAAAAACUCACCUGUAGAUGACUCCUUUAUGCCAUCUAUCGCUAACAGAAAUGAGAACGUAGCUCCGUUUAAAUGGAAUACCGAAAAGAAUGAAUUCAAAUUCGAAAGUAACAGUACUCCUUCCAAGAAAACGCCUCGUGGGAAAUCGUUUAGUCAUUCUCAUUUACUAUUACCUAGAAAGAGGAGAUCACAAUUAAUCGGUGCUAAACCUAAUGUCCCCUCCAAAUUAUACCAAUCUACUUCCAAGUUAGAACUCAUUGACGAUGAUAAAUUGACUAGCUUACCUAUAGCACCACCUCCCGGCUGGAAUUCAGAUGAAGACAAUGAUGAAAACUAUAAUACAGACGGAAAUAUGGUAAAGAAACAAAAAUUUAACCCUCGAGGGGAGCUAAGAGUACACAACAAUAAUAUGAAACGCUACGUUAGUUACAAUAUUCAAAAAGUUCAAGAGAGUUCUGAGAAUGGUGAUGUGCUUCAAGAUAACACUGCUCCCUCAAUUGUGGUCGUUGAAGACUACAUCCCAGAAGUUAUGGGCAGAGGAACUACUAAGAAAAAAGUUUCUGUCUCUGACUUAAAAAGUAAGAUGCUCAGGAAAGACUCUCACCGGAUACCAUUGAAGAUGAAAAGAAUUAAAAAUGACUCUACUUAUACAUAUCCAAGCAAGUCUAUUUUACUGACUCCUCAUGCAUUUAAUGAGGAAUAUUCUCUGAAUGGCUCUAUACUGGAAGAAGGAAGGCAAGAAGGUGACUUGAAAAUUUCUGAUUCAAUACAAGAUAUGGUGGAUGACUUAAUAAAACAGCCAUCAGAGUUUGCUGGUGAGGAUAAAUACCUAGCUGAUCUCCCUAUAAAACAUCCCAUAAAAACAUGUGUAGUUUGUGACAAAGUCCUAUACGAAAUUAGUUCCAUAUUGAUAGGACAUAAUGACUACAAAGAGAUUGUCUGUGGAGACUGUGCCGUUAAAUAUGAACAGGCGGCAAAGAUCUUUGAAAAUUGUGAGUUUGAAACUUCCGCGGAGAAUUCGAACAAUACCAGCAUGAUGAGUUCUCUAGACAGUCCUGUUGAACCUUUUAUUGAUAAGAAUUGGGAUUUGUCCGUUAAUAAGGCUAAUUCAAUUAAUAAACGAGAGAAAAUAAAGCAAGAUUAUAAAUUUUCUGAUGAAUUAAUACGGACAUUAAAGUCACAGUUAAGUCACAGCCUCCCAUAUCAAAACACUCUUGAUAAUACUGGUUCAUUAACUUGGUUCUUAAAGGCUAAGCAAAAGAUACUGCUACAAGUCCAGAAGAGUGGUUUGUUCCCGCUCUUCAUAAACAGACAAAAUGAAGUUUCAUAUGAUGAACAGAAAAGCAAUCGCUGA
This is a messenger RNA of Naumovozyma dairenensis CBS 421, 1479 nucleotides long. RefSeq lists its product as uncharacterized. The record is from RefSeq and is a predicted model, not a curated record. The transcript has a single exon. Lineage: Eukaryota; Fungi; Ascomycota; Saccharomycetes; Saccharomycetales; Saccharomycetaceae. Bases 1 to 1479 code for a protein of 492 amino acids.